AUGUCUUCACCUCGCUCCAUUCCACUCCUUUCGAUUCAAUUCAUUCCAUCUGACAAACGUCAACACAUCAAACAAGGUUGGCUCGAAGCUUUUCACUCUCACCAACACUUACCUCGAAAUUCUCCCCUUCGAGUCGUCAAUGAAGAUUGUGUGGAACGAAAUAACAAUGGAUUUGCAAGUCAUCCUCAUCAAAAUUAUGAAAUUUUCACAUACAUGUUGAGUGGAGAAUUAUCUCAUUACGAUUCCAUGGGAAAUGCACAUCGGUGUCGUUUCGGAACGGUGCAAUUUACCUCCGCCGGAAGCGGAAUGUUUCACUCCGAAAUGAACAAGCAUCCGGAAUGGGAUUGUAAAUUGUUACAAAUUUGGGUCAAACCAAGAACGUUGAAUACACCUCCUAGGUAUCAGAAAAUUGAAUUUUCAAAUGAAAAGAGGUUGAAUCAACUCUGUCUCAUGAUUGUUCCAAAAGAAUUAAUUUCUUCCAUUCAACAAGAGAAUGACAAUUUUCCAAAUGAGGAAAUUAUUGGAAUGGAUCAAGAUUUCUUUGCAUUAUCGAGUUUGUUACAAUUCGGUCAUCAAGUUCGACAUGAACUGAGAGCUUGUCGAAGAUUAUUUAUUCAUGUUCCAUUUUGGGGAAAUAAUGAAAAAUUUCAUUCGAAAGAAAAACUUCUUCAAAUUAUUAUCAAGAAAGAGCUGAAUGAAUAUUCUGAAAAAGAACAAGAAGAACCAUUGAUUGAACUUGGUCCUGGAGAUUCAUGUUUGCUCACGAAUGAAAAUGUUGCCUUGUUUGGAAAGUCGCUUGAAAUUGUUUUCAAAACGAAAGAAUUAAUGGAUCAAGCCUCUCGAGAAACGACAAAUGCCAUUGAUUCCUUCUUGGAAUUUGUCGUUUUCGAUAUGAUUGUUCAUUCCAAUUCUUCUCAUUAA
This is a messenger RNA of Naegleria lovaniensis, 921 nucleotides long. RefSeq lists its product as uncharacterized. The coding region runs from base 1 to 921 and encodes 306 amino acids. Lineage: Eukaryota; Heterolobosea; Eutetramitea; Acrasida; Naegleriidae. The transcript has a single exon. The record is from RefSeq and is a predicted model, not a curated record.